GCAGGGAAGCCACGUCCGGGGCGGGGCCAGGUGGGUCGCAAGCUGAGCCGAGCCCAGGUGAGGCACCGGCGGAGCUGUAGUCAGGGCGUUGGAAGGACCCCAUGCCCGGAUCCUCAGGAGGUGGCAUCCCCACGGUGUCUCCGGGCCGCCCUGCCCCCCAGCAGAGCAUGUCUGGGCUGGGGUUGAAGGAUCUGGCCGAAGUAGAGCUGCAGAGAGAUGAGGGGGAGGUCACCGCACUGGGUGCCACGAGAAGGCCCUCAGUGGCUCCCAUGGCUGGCCCGGACCCUGUGCUGAGCAUGAAUCACCCCUUCUAUGACGUGGCCCGACACGGCAUCCUGCAGGUGGCAGGGGAGGACCGCCUCGGAAGACAAGUCAUCACACUCUGCUGCUGCCAGAUGCCCCCAACCCGCGAGCUCAACCACAGGCGGCUGCUCAGGUAUUCGAAGUACACGCUGGACCAGUACGUGGAGAGCGAUUACACCAUCAUCCACUUCCACUAUGGGCUGAACAGCCAGAACAAGCCAUCCCUGGGCUGGCUCCAGAGCGCCUACAAAGAGUUUGACAGGAGGGGGAGCCGGUGCCCGCAGUUCAGCCUCCCGUGGGCUCUGGGCUCCAGCGGGUCUGAGAUAAGACAGCUGUUUUGGUUAUUCACAAGUUUGGGAAAAAAAGUCACCUAUUUCAACUAUCUGAGUGAGCUACUUGAACACCUCAGAUAAGACCAGCUGAUCAUCCCUCCCGGAGGCUCUGCACUGUGCUCCCUCUGUGUCCACAGAUACGAUGAAGAGCUUCGGAACCUGCACACGAGCAGGCUGCCCCCUCCCACAAAGACGGCCCUGCAGCGGCCCCCUCUGCCCACCCAGCAGUUUGGCGUCAGUCUGCGAUACCUCAAAGACAAAAAUCAAGGUGAACACCCCCCUGUGCUGAGGUACACAGUGACAUACCUGAGAGAGAAAGGAAUCCACACCGAGGGCCUGUUCUGGAGAUUGGCCAGUGUCCAGACCAUCUGCGAGAUCCAGCGGCUCUACAACCAAGGGAAGCCUGUGAACUUUGACGACUAUGGCGACAUCUACAUCCCUGCUGUGAUCCUGAAGACCUUCCUGUGUGAGCUGCCCCAGCCUCUGCUGACCUUCGAGGCCUACGAGCAGAUUCUCGGGAUCACCAGUGUGGAGAGCAGCCUGCGAGUGACCCGCUGCCGCCCAAUUCUGCAGAGCCUUCCAGAACACAGCUACGCCGACCUCAGCUACUUCAUGGGCUUCCUGCACGAGGUAUCCCAGGAGUGCAUUUUUAACAAACUGAGCAGCUCCCACCUGGCCUGUGUCUUCGGGCUGAAUCUGAUCUGGACGUCCCAGGGGGCAGCCUCGCUGAGUGCCCUCGUGUCCCUCAACCUGUUCACUGAACUGCUGAUCGAGUACUAUGGGAAGGUCUUCAGCGGCCAGGAGGUGCGCGGGGCCCAGGUGGGCGAGCUGGGCAGUCCCUGCGCCAGGGGCUCUGCCCCAGAUGAACGCCCCAGAGACAGACCCACCACGGGCCUCGCCAGGCCCCCCAUGCCUCAGCGUCCCCUGACCGCGGCCGGGAGACUCCUCUAA
This is a messenger RNA of Mesoplodon densirostris (Blainville's beaked whale), 1586 nucleotides long. It is a transcript of the gene ARHGAP8, whose product is annotated as Rho GTPase activating protein 8. Lineage: Eukaryota; Metazoa; Chordata; Mammalia; Artiodactyla; Ziphiidae. Gene Ontology annotation, biological process: small GTPase-mediated signal transduction; negative regulation of endocytic recycling. Gene Ontology annotation, molecular function: GTPase activator activity. Gene Ontology annotation, cellular component: cytoplasm. The record is from RefSeq and is a predicted model, not a curated record.